This is a messenger RNA of Pogoniulus pusillus (Red-fronted tinkerbird), 2360 nucleotides long. It is a transcript of the gene MZT1, whose product is annotated as mitotic spindle organizing protein 1. The transcript has 3 exons. Lineage: Eukaryota; Metazoa; Chordata; Aves; Piciformes; Lybiidae. Gene Ontology annotation, cellular component: centrosome; spindle; gamma-tubulin ring complex. The record is from RefSeq and is a predicted model, not a curated record. Bases 28 to 246 code for a protein of 72 amino acids. Gene Ontology annotation, biological process: microtubule nucleation by interphase microtubule organizing center; mitotic spindle assembly; gamma-tubulin complex localization.
GGAGGGGAGGAGUGGUGCCGGGUCGCCAUGGCGAGCAACGCCGCCAGCCUCAACGCGGUGCGGGAGACCAUGGACGUUCUGUUUGAAAUUUCAAGAAUAUUAAACACUGGCUUGGACAUGGAGACAUUGUCUAUUUGUGUGCGACUUUGUGAACAGGGGAUCAACCCAGAAGCAUUAUCAUCUGUUAUUAAAGAGCUGCGUAAAGCUACAGAAGCUCUAAAGGCUGCUGAAAAUAUGACUGGCUGACGUGGGAGAAGAUUUCUGUGUGAGAAAUGCCAUGUUCAAGUUAACAGGCUUUGAAGAUUGCCACUAUUCAGAACAGUGAAAUAAGUUUAUGUGCAAAGGUUUCAGAAUACUGCUGUUACCUUGAAAAGGAUGAUGUAUAGAAUAGCUUGAAAAGCUUCUAUAUGUUCACCAAUAGUCUCAUUGCUUGGUAUUUUUGUGAAUUGUUUGUGAUUAUAGUGCAAUUGCUGCUUUUUGGCAUCAAAUCUUUUUUAUAUCAUGCCAGAACUUAGUGUUUUGCAAUGAACAUUGUUAUAAUGAGUAUAGCUUGUUAGAAGUGAUACCAUGUUUUUGUUUUUACUUCUUGCUUUGGAGGAAAAACUACAUCUGCAUUAUGGAACAGGUAGGAAGGAAGCCCGUUCUGGCUAUCCUUACCUAGGUAAGGGAUAAGGACUUAGAUUGAGACUAAAAGUAAGAAAUAAAACACUUUUGAUAAUGUAGUGAAGGAAUUGUUCUUUUGAUUCAAAUAGCUGGAAAAGUUUUUAACUGGGAUAACAAAUGAACUUCAAUUAGCCAUACAGGAAUGUAUGCAAAUUCAAAUUUUUAAUUACAUGGAAUAUCUAAUGAAGUUCAAAUGCUCCAUUUGUUCUCAUUACUAGACCUAAAAAUACUAAGGCUAUAGUGUUUCUGCCCAGUGAAAGCAUGUGAGGAAAAAAUAGAUAGAAUUAAUGUGAAUCAAUGAGUCUGAAACACUCAUUUGAUGUAGGAAUGUCUUCUCAUUUAGCACUAGAUCUUCACUGGUGCUAAACCUAGUUUUUAUAACAGUAAAUUGUUUAUCAUGUUACUAUCCGGCAAAUAUCCUUGUAUCUAGGAAUUCUGCUUCAUAAGAAAAUGUUUCCGUGUAUAUUCUUUAUCUGCUGCUGCUAAAGCUUUUGAAAUGUUUGUUUGGUUUUGUUUUUUUGGUUGUUGUUAGCAUGAUUUCAAGGUGUGGCAUUAAUGAGACCUCAAAUAACCUCCAAGUUCAACAGGAUGCAGGUUGUUUAGCCUGGAGAAGAGGAGGCUCAGGGCUAACCUCGUUGCUGUCUACAACUACCUAAAGGGAGGCUGUAGCCAGGUGGAGUUGGUCUCUUCUGCCAGUGUGAUGGUUUGGGUGUACCCCGCCCCCCCACACACUUUAGAAAUACCCAACUAGACUCAAACAGCUCUGGGAAUAUAAAUGAAGCUAUUUAUUUACAGCUAGCACAAUAUAUAAGCAGAUAUUCACAGUAUAUACAGUUAUAAACAGAAAUAGACAAGGUAAAAGGUAAUACGGAAACACAACUCCCCUCCCAGAAACCUGAGUCCCCAGGAGGGGCUCUCAACCACCCCUGCACCUUCUCCCUGCCCCUCUCAACCUUACCCCAGUCCUAAAGAGGAAUAGAGGUUCAGCCAAGAGGUUUAGAAGCAAAGGUGAGUGGAAGGUGAGGUUAGGGAGCUGCAGCUCAGUCAGAAGCCCAAAGCACAGUGUGACAAAAAUGGCGAGAGUGUUAUCUAAUGUUUACAUUUCUUCUUCAGCAAGACUCUGAGGGGAGUAGACAUCACCAUUGUUUUCCUUUCACAGCCUAUGAUCUACUUUUUCUCACCAAAAUAUUCUAACCUGCUUCAAACUAGCACAGCCAGGCAACCAGCAACAGAACAAGGGCACGCAGACUCAAGUUGUGUCGGUGGAGGCCUAGGCUGGAUGUUAGGAGGAAGUUGUUUCCAGAGAGAGUGACUUGCAUUGGAAUGGGCUGCCCAGGGAGGUGGUGGAGUCGCUGUCCCUGGAAGUGUUCAAGAAAUGCCUGGCUGAGGCACUUAGUGCCAUUGUUUAAUUGAUUUGACAGGGCUGGGUGCUAGGUUGGACUGGAUGAUCUUGGGGGUCUCUUCCAACCUGUUUGAGUCUAUGAUGCAGCACAUUUGGGAAUGAACUUGGAGUCUUAGUUAAGUCAAAUGUUUUUGGGUUUAGGUUUGUUUGGUUUUUUUUGUGCAGAGAAAAAUCUUUUCUACUUAAGAAGUUACAUUGUAUGCACUCUAGGUCACAGCUCUGUGAAAAGCAAUCAAGGAAGCUAAGUAACUCAUACUGCUGGCAGAGAGAAUAAAAAACUAUUUAUUACACUGAA